UUUUUUUGUAAUGGUGGUGGGGGGGCAGCUUGGUUGUAAAAGCCGGGGGAGCUGGCUCGGGCUUUAUGCGCGUGCCGGGUACUUCCCGGUGCCUACGGUCGACUGUAAUUUAAUGAAUGUACGGCUGCGCUCACGUGGUUUGACCGGAGCGAGACUGCAGAUUCUUUUGUUCAAAAUCAAUCAAAAAAAAAAAAAAAAAAACGAGGAAGACGGACAGAUAGGAGGGAAAAAGAGCAUCGAAACCAGGAAAUCCCUGCGUCGGGUAGCCUUCUCAGACAGCUAAAACAAAGAUCGGCGGCGCCGUAAAGUUUUUUUCUUUCUUUUGAUUUUCUUUUAUUUUCUUCAACUUUCGAUAGCUAGCUAGAGGGGAAAAAAGAAAACUUUUCAAUCUUUAUUUAUUUCACUCGAGCAAGAAUGCCACGUAAGAAGGUGACCGAUGUGUCAGGGAACGGUGGAGUGAAGAGGAAGAGAGGAGGCGGAAGGAAGAAAGACAAGGACUUCAGCAGCGACGACGAGUUCUAUGACUUUGAGCAGGAGAACACAAAGAAGGCAGGGAAGCCUGCCCCCAAGUGUGGACUGCAGCCCGUCACCGUGGCUGACGACGUCAAAGAGAAAAUCAAACUGGAAGGGUCCAAGGUUAAAGGUCAGCUACUGGUUUUUGGAGCAACCAAUUGGGACUUGAUUGGACGCAAAGAAGUACCAAAGCAGCAAGUGGCGUACCGGAACCUGGGACAGAACCUGUGGGGGCCGCACCGCUAUGGCUGCCUGAGCAGCGUGCAAGUGAGCUUUGUAGUGUCCGGGCCCUGUGCUGCCCACAGCCUGCUCAUCACCGCCGAGGGAAAGCUCUGGAGCUGGGGUCGCAAUGAGAAAGGGCAGCUGGGUCAUGGAGACACCAAGCGCAUAGAAGCUCCUAAGCUGGUGGAGGCCCUGGGUGAGGAGGUGAUUGUGGCAGCAGCCUGUGGGCGCAACCAUACCCUGGCACUGACAGAGAAUGGUGCCGUCUACUCAUUCGGAGAGAAUAAGCUGGGUCAACUGGGUCAUGGCAACCAGACUGAUGCUGUUCCUACCCCUGCCACAAUCCAGUACAACGGGCAGCCGUUGGUGAAGGUGGCUUGUGGUGCUGAGUUCAGCAUGGUCGUUGACUGCAAGGGCAACCUGUAUUCGUUUGGCUGUCCAGAAUAUGGCCAGCUUGGACACAACUCGGAUGGGAAAUUCAUUGCCCGAGCUCAGCGCAUCGAAUUUGACUGCGAGCUGAUCCCACGCCGUGUGGCCAUCUUCAUUGAGAAGACGAAGGAUGGGCAGGUGAUGCCGGUGCCAAAUGUAGUGGUGAGGGACGUUGCCUGUGGCUGCAACCACACGCUGGUGCUGGACUCCCAGAAGCGGGUCUUCUCCUGGGGCUUCGGUGGGUAUGGCCGCUUGGGCCACACAGAGCAGAAGGAUGAGAUGGUGCCCCGCUUGGUCAAGCUUUUUGACUUUCCGGGACGCGGGGCGUCCCAGAUCUACUGUGGCUACCAGUGCUCGUUCGCCGUCAGCGAGAUGGGUGGUCUGUUUUUCUGGGGAGUGACUAAUACGUCACGGGAGUCCACCAUGUACCCCAAGUCGGUUCAGGACCUCUGCGGCUGGAAGAUCCGGAGCCUGGCCUGCGGGAAAAGCAGCAUCAUCAUUGCUGCUGAUGAGAGCACCAUUAGCUGGGGUCCGUCCCCGACCUUCGGCGAGCUGGGCUAUGGUGACAACAAGCCUAAGUCAUCCACCACUGCACAGGAGGUGAAGACCUUGGAUGGGAUUUAUGUUGAGCAGGUAGUGAUGGGAUACUCUCACACGCUGGGCAUCGCCAGGCAGGAGACAGAGGCAGAGCGGGAAAAGCUCAAGAAGCUGCCAGAGUACAACCCCCGCAUGCUCUGAUUGGCUGCCGGCCCUUAAACUCCCACCCACUCCCGUCCUCACAGAGUGUCCUCCAUUACGGAAUGCUCUCUCACAGUAUCACCAGUUUGUCACAGUAAAGGGUUAUGGGUGGGGAGGGUUGGAGAAACCUAUAGUGGUGAAACUCAGACAUUUCAUCUUGGGAAAAAAUGUUUAAAAAAAAAAAUACAAAAAAUAUACAUUCUCUCCUCAAAUUGGACCAUCUCCUGUGAAAGGGGGGCUGGCGAGACCGAACACCCCCCACGGACUGCUGCCCCCCCCCCAGUAUCCCCAGCCACACUCAGCACCUUCAGGUAUUCUCAGUUACCAGGACCUCCACGCUCUUGCUUCUCCUCUCUAGCUGGAUGGAAACUCCCUCAUGUUCAGUUGCUGAAGAAUUCAUUGAAAGGUUGUUGUUUUUGUUGUUAUUCUUUUCUUCCACUCUCUGUCUGCCCUUGACCUUCCCCAAAUAUUGGCGUGUGAAAGGGAUCCAUGUCUAUUAUCUUACAAUGGGUGCUAUGUUGUCUUGAUGCAAAUAAUGGCAGGGCGGGGAUCUCUAAGACGAACACUCCAUAUUUGUGCCUUUUUAUGUGAAAUAUUUCAGGUUAAGGCUUUUUUUUUUGUUGUUGUAUGUACAGGUUAUUUUUACCUUACCAGUGUCUUCGCACGCAUCAGUUAAACAGUCAGGAUGUGGGAUAACUAUGUUGUGCCAUGUUGUUCUUGUUGUCUUUGUCCAUUUAAGCUAUUCCAUUUUUUCAGUGGUUUUUAAUCCCACCCCCAACUGCUGGCUGAUAAAAUCAGAAAGCAUGCAGACUUAAGAAGGACUGGUAAAGCAGGAUGUUGCCCAGCGAUGAGGAUUUUGUUGUGACCUUUAAGACCAAAAUGGAUGGCAGCAGACCCUGAUGUUUGGCUCUUGACAUGCCGGUUUUAUGCUCCCUCAGUUUUUCGUUGAGCUGUUUUGUGUUUUGGCAACGUGUGUCCAGUGAGGUCAAUUGACCUUAUUUGGAUUUGAGAAUUUUUUUUUUUCCACUGAAUUUAAUUAAAUGUUAAUUAAAGGUU
Paramormyrops kingsleyae is the source of this 2958-nucleotide messenger RNA. It is a transcript of the gene rcc2, whose product is annotated as regulator of chromosome condensation 2. Gene Ontology annotation, molecular function: small GTPase binding. Gene Ontology annotation, cellular component: membrane. Gene Ontology annotation, biological process: negative regulation of GTPase activity. NCBI's taxonomy places the organism in Eukaryota, Metazoa, Chordata, Actinopteri, Osteoglossiformes, Mormyridae. The record is from RefSeq and is a predicted model, not a curated record.